CUUCUGUAUCGGACAUUUUUUUGGCUAAAUUGUUCGUGCGUAUGUGACACAAAGAACGAAUGAUAAUAUUUCACGACACCGCAACGCAUUGAAGUGAUCUGACAAGAAAAACUUCUCUCGGAAUUCGAUUUCAGGGAAGUCACGUGAUAUUUACAAUCGAUUUCUACGAAAAAGGGCGAACAUUUAGUAAAUAAUGUAAAUUCUUAUAUUUCAUUUUUACGAGAAUUUUUAAUGUAAACAGCUGAUCGAUUCCAAAACAAAAGAUGGUAUGGACCGUGAGGUAAACUGGGUCAAGGCCUAGGUUCAGUCCUCCUCGUCGGAAGCACUUUUAGAUUCUGGCGAGAAAGGAACAAUGUAAAUAUUAUGAUCACUUAGCGAUGUCUCGAUGCUUUUGCUGUCUCUUCUUUGAUUUGGGAAAUUCUGAGGACAAGUCAUUGUUAUUACAAGAGCAGACAAGCAGAAAGAUUUCAAACUUAUUCGCUAAACAAGGUGAAAGACAAUUCAUUGAAGAAAAACAUGUCAACAAAUCGAAGAAAAUCCGUCCAACUUCUCCGGAAAUAAGCGUCAUUUGGGCGAACAAUCCAGAGACAAAUGCUGUUUUUGACAAGCUUGGUUUACCAGGAAUUGUAGUCAGAUAUGAUAAGAUAUUAAGUGAAUGGAAAUGUCUGAAAGAUGCUGAGACGGAGUUUAAACAGCUAAUGGGAAUUGAUCAAGAUAGGAAUAUUAUAGAGUGUGUAGAUUCUAUUCCACCUGAAAUGAGGAUUGGUUUUAGCCAUGGUUCUCACGAUUCAGAGUAUGAAUUCUACCUGGAUAUCGACCCACUGGUAUCACUGGACAAACUAAAUGCUCCAUUGACAAAUCAAUUAAGGAGGGCUCUUCAUGUUUUUGCUAUCAUUUCAAGACAAAUGGGUGUUAUCCAAUUCACUGGAACUCCAAUCGUUAAGGACCUAGAACGACUAGUCAAGCUAUUCAAACAGGACGACGAACCCUUUGUAACUAUCAAUGGUAUAAGGCACAGCGUUGAAUUGCUGAACAGCCAACAAGUAGAGCAAGCAUAUUUGAUAAUAAAGGAUAUAGUAUCUUUGAGUAGAGCACGUAGCCAUGCUUUAAUGGAUUAUAUCCUUCAACAAGGAGACCAGGUUGACCUACAAGUAAUCAAAGAUGAUCCUAAAAACCAUAAAGUAAUAAUMUUUUCCAAAAAAUUAACAGGAAGCAGUAAAAAGAAAAAAAGUGGUCCUUCUAAUCCAAGAUGAAAGUUUGAAUAAUAAUAUUAUUAUUGUUAUAGUGUGGGGAUUUGGGGGGUUUUAUAAUAUAGUUUAUUGACAUGGUGUGUUAGUUGAUUAUUUGAGGGUAAUAACAAAAUAAUGUUAAGGUGAAUGCUUUCUUCUACAUGGAGAGGCUAGGAGAUGACCUCUUUUUGUACUUCAAUAUGAUGUGUUAGUUGCUGAAGAGAGGUAGUUCUAUGUAUUGCAGGUCAAUUGCCCUAUAUUUCAUUAUGACRUCACAGUAUGUUUACAUCGAAAAACAACGCUCAAAAACAGUGGAAAUUUUGAUGCAUUUGUAUUUCCUCCUAAAGUAGAUCUUCAACGAAUCUUGUUUUGAUAUAUAUCAUGUAUAAAUGAUUGUUCAUGUACAUUUUAUUUGAAAUGCAGUCACUUUGAUCCCUUUGGCGACCAUAAUCCUUAUCGUUACAACAACAGAAUGUUUUGAUGUGACGUCAUAAUGAUCUAGGGCAAUUAUAUUGUAAUUUCUUCGUUUUCAUAUUUUGACAAAAACAAUAGUAUGUUUUUAUGAAAAGCCAAGAAUAUUUACAUUGUUGACUAUUUUUAUAUGCCAUUUUAUUAUGCUAUCGCCUGCCACAUAAAAUUUAUAUUCUAGCUUACAUAAAACAAUUAUAACAAGAAAUUAAAUGAACAUUUUUUAUGAAUCAAUGAGCAAAAUAAGUUAUUAUAAUAUAUAAAAAUAAAUAGGAUUGAAUUAAUGUUAUUAGAAAACAAAUUUUAUGAGUUUUGUGAAAAGCAUAGUUUCUAUAGGUUUACUUAGUAAAUUUUUAUGAUUAUACAAUUGCCUUUCCAGCACCUUUCUGGAAUGGAUUUUGCAUCAAAGUGAGACAACUACAUUUUCACUUCCAUGGUAGACAUCUUUUGUAGUCACUUCAAUCCCGCAGGGAGCAGAAAACUUAAAAAUGUUUGCAAUGAAGGGUAAUAAAGUCUGUGCUUUAAAAGUAAAAGUAAAAUACUAAAACAUUUUUAUCAGAAUUUUUUAUAUUCUUAGCUUUGAAAUAAAAACUAUUUAACACAUGG
Molecule: messenger RNA, 2303 nt
Organism: Exaiptasia diaphana
Lineage: Eukaryota; Metazoa; Cnidaria; Anthozoa; Actiniaria; Aiptasiidae
Exons: 4
Coding region: 378-1253 (291 amino acids)
Source: RefSeq, a predicted model, not a curated record